AUGUUUAAAUUUUUGGUUUUUGUUGCCCUUGCUGCCUGCGCUGUGGCUGAGCAUCAUGCUUCUUCAUACGCAUCGUUCAACAAUCAUGUUGAACAUACAUAUCACCACGAUGAUCAUCAUGAUCACCAUGAACCACAUCACCACCCAAAAUACGAAUAUAAGUAUGGUGUCGAAGACCACCACACUCACGACAUCAAGUCUGCCGAAGAAGAACGAGAUGGUGAUGUUGUGAAGGGAUGGUACAAACUGGAGCAGCCUGAUGGCAAAACCCGUAUCGUUCAUUAUACCGCCGAUAAACAUAGUGGUUUCAAUGCUGAUGUUAAAUAUUCUGGACAUUAUUAA
Molecule: messenger RNA, 342 nt
Organism: Dalotia coriaria
Lineage: Eukaryota; Metazoa; Arthropoda; Insecta; Coleoptera; Staphylinidae
Product: cuticle protein 8-like
Exons: 2
Coding region: 1-342 (113 amino acids)
Cellular component (GO): extracellular matrix
Source: RefSeq, a predicted model, not a curated record